Molecule: messenger RNA, 2449 nt
Organism: Colossoma macropomum (tambaqui)
Lineage: Eukaryota; Metazoa; Chordata; Actinopteri; Characiformes; Serrasalmidae
Gene: dhx32b
Product: DEAH (Asp-Glu-Ala-His) box polypeptide 32b
Exons: 11
Coding region: 172-2343 (723 amino acids)
Cellular component (GO): spliceosomal complex; intracellular anatomical structure
Molecular function (GO): RNA binding
Source: RefSeq, a predicted model, not a curated record
GAUAAACAACUGUUGCGGUUCGAGCGCGUUUUUACUGACGUUUUCCGUACUGAUAAAGAAAGAUACGGAUAUUCAUACACAUGGGCAGAAAAAUAUAAGCGUUAGCGAGGAACUUCUGCGUUUUGUUUUUUUUUCCUAUUAGCCAGAAAGGCGCGUCAGGUAGGCCUCCUUAUGGAGAAAUUUGCAGACAUGGAUGCAAAUCAGGAUUUGGAUUGUGAUGAUCUCCUCGAGUUGAAUCAGUUCGACGGGCUGCCUUUUUCCUCUCGAUAUUACAAACUGCUGAGGGAGAGAAAAGCACUUUCAGUUUGGGGAGCCAAGUGUGAGUUCAUGGACUCUAUUAUCAACAACCAGCUCGUCAUUGUCAGUGGCACAGCUAAAACUGGACAAAGUACUCAGAUUCCUCAGUGGUGUGCAGAGUUUUGCCUCUCUGUGCAGUACCAGAACGGCAUGGUGGUCUGCACUCAGAUACACCGACAGAGCACAGUGGAGCUGGCCCUGCGCGUGGCCGACGAGAUGGACGUGAACAUUGGUCAUGAAGUGGGGUACAGCAUCCCCCUUCAGACCUGCUGCUCCACUGACACUGUGCUUAGGUACUGCACUGAUGAUGUGUUGCUUCGUGAGAUGAUGUCAGACCCUCUGCUAGAGCAGUACGGUGUGGUGGUGAUUGAUCAGGCUCAGGAGCGCACUGUCAGCACGGACCUCCUACUGGGCCUGCUCAAAGACGUACUUCUCUCACGGCCUGAACUUCGUCUGGUCAUCAUCACUGCCCCACACUCCUCCGACAAGCUGCUGCGCCACUACGGAAACGUUCCCCUGAUCCAGCUAGAAGCAAUGUGGCCAUCUGAGGUGGUGUAUGGCACUGAAAGAGGAGGUGUGAAGGAUUAUCUAUGUUCCACACUUCGACUGGCUAUGGAGAUCCACCAGACUCAAGACCAAGGAAACAUUGUCGCAUUUCUGGCUACUGAGCAAGAGAUUGAAUGCGCUUAUGCCAUCUUGCGGAGGGAAGGGGCCAGUCUGGCUUCUUCAUUAGGUGAGCUAGUUCCCGUGUCCCUCUGUCCAGAGCAAGGAGACAGCCUACCUACGCCCACUGAGGAGGACAGCAGGUGCAGGAGAGUUUUUCUCACCUGCGGCCCCACUGAAAACUUGUUCUGGGCCCUCCAUAGCAUUCGCUUCAUCAUCGAUGCUGGAGUACAAAAGAGAUAUGUGUACAACCCUCGAGUCAGAGCCAACUCCAUUGUCAUUCGUCCAAUCAGCAAGAGCCAAGCAGAGAGCCGCAAACAGCUGGUUGAACCUACAGGGAAGUGUUUUUGUUUGUAUCCGGAGGCCACAUCCCUUCCUGCUGAAAGUGUUCCUCACAUCCUGGAGUCUGACAUCACUUCCACUGUGCUUUUCCUUAAGAGGAUGGAGAUUGCUGGCCUCGGCCACUGUGACUUCAUCGAUAGGCCAGAUCCUGAGGGUCUCAUGCAGGCUUUAGAAGAACUGGACUACCUAGCAGCUCUGGAUGAUGAUGGAAAUCUGUCAGAGAUUGGGAUAAUAAUGUCUGAAUUUCCUCUGGAGCCUCAGAUGGCUAAGACUCUGCUGGCAUCCUGCGAGUUUGACUGUGUGAAUGAGGUGUUGACCGUUGUUGCCAUGUUAACAGCUCCAAGCUGUUUCCUGGCCCCUCCUGUGGAGUUCAAACAGGAGGCUUUGGAGUGCCAUCAGAGCUUCCAUCAUGCUGAGGGUGACCACUUUACCCUCAUCAACGUUUACAACGCCUACAAACACAGCCAGUACAGCUCAUAUUCCAGCAUAGAGCGCUGGUGUGGUGAUCAUUUCCUCAGUCUGACUGCUCUACAAACAGCUGAUGCAGUUCGAGCAGAGCUUAUUGAGAUCCUGAAACGGAUAGAGCUACCAGUAUCCUCACCAGCUUUUGGCUCCAAGACCAACACGCUAAACAUCAGACGAGCCCUGCUGGCUGGCUUCUUCAUGCAGGUCGCCAGGGACAUUGAUGGGACAGGGAAUUACUUCAUGCUUACCCACAAGCAUGUGGCUCAGAUCCACCCUCUUUCUGGAUAUGGAACCGAGCCCCCCAAGCUGAAGCUUCCAGAGUGGGUUCUUUACCACGAGCACAUGCUGUCUGAGAAUAACUGCAUUAGAACAGUCACAGAGAUUUCAGCACAUGAGUUCAUCCAGAUGGCUCCUCAGUAUUUCUUCUACAACCUGCCCCCUAGUGAGAGCAAGGAGAUACUGCAGCACAUCAUAGAGCACGGCUCAGCUACUCCAUGUAAGGGCAAGAGAAAGCCCCAGACCCUAAGCAACAGCCCCAGCGAAGAGCAGUCCUAUGAACGUUGUGUCAUUCAGUAACUAUGAAAAACUGUCAUGUCAUGCAGCAACCUUUACAUGUCAGGCCUGUUACCAAGAAAAUGUAGAGAAGUCUCUACUAAAAGAUUCAAAACAUGCUAAAUGAUGC